Molecule: messenger RNA, 1053 nt
Organism: Didymodactylos carnosus
Lineage: Eukaryota; Metazoa; Rotifera; Eurotatoria; Philodinida; Philodinidae
Source: the annotation of a GenBank genome assembly
AUGGAUGGUAUAAGCGAGGCAUAUAAAAACUCAGAGAAGUGGACCACGCGCAAAGAGAUUUUAUCAAUUGUCGCACCGAAAAUAAGCUGUAAACUUAUACAAUCGUUUUCACCUGGAUUAACUCUAUAUCGUUUCACAACAGCAAGGCGUCAUGCUUUAGAAUAUGGACGUCAGGUUAAACACUUUAUCCUAUCACCACAUAUUUGUACUGAUCUGCCUUUUGGCGAACAGCGUCUACGUCUUUCGACUGGUGUUGAACUUUACGUUCCAAAUACAAUCAGGAAUAUAAUACCUUCGAGAAUUGUUGAUCAAUAUUUUGAGUACAUUGCUGAAAAUAAUCCGGGUUUUCCUCCACUUGGUCCCACAAGUCUUUUAUCGUUACUGAAUUCGUGUAAAGCGUCCACAAGACACAGUUUACAAGGAGUGAACUAUUUUGCAGCUAACGCUAGUCUGGCAUUUGAUAAUCUUAUUGAUAUGGUGAAUGAUCUAUCAUUGGAUAGUGAUUCAAAAAAAAUACUCGUUGAUGAUGUAAAACGCGGACGAAUGUAUCUGAAAACUGAUUAUAAAGUUCAUGUGCAAAAGUCGUCAACUAUAGCUGAUCAUUGCAUUAACUAUACACUUUCACAAUCAAAUGACACUGGUUAUGCCGAGAAGUGUGACCAUCGACAUGAUGUAUAUGUAUACAUAUAUCUCAACCAAAAACACAAUAUAACGAAUGCUGCAGAAUUUGUCGAGGCCGUACAUUCAUAUGAAGGAGUGAAAGGGGUACAGGCGUAUGAAUGUAGUCUUAUUAGAAAUCCGAAACCGACAAAAGUUACCUUUCCAAAAAUUACAUUUGUGAAUAAUUUCGGGUUUGAACACGAUGGUAUACGAGUACAUAGGGCAUGGAACGUCGGAGUUGGUCUCUAUAGAGUUCUGUUUGUCGCACCAUUCCAUCGUCCAUUAACCACAGCACUCAUACUUGAUGCAGCUGUUGUUAGUAAUGGUAUACCAUUCAAGAAAAUUCAAAUAGAAGUUUAUGUUAAAGUCAGAAAUGAAGAUAUUGAACAUUGA